CUCUUUGUUGCCAUGCGUUCGAUUUAAAUUCUUAUUUGUACAUUUCAAUCUAUAAAUCUUUAUAAACACCAAAUAUGAUCAAUUAUGAUUCAAUUAAGCUUAUUCACACUAUCAUUAACCGAAUUAUAGUGCUUUUAUAUAUAUAAUUAUAGUAAAUCUCAAAAGUAUUAUAUAGUAAAUGAUUAUUUCUCCUCUUCUCCCCCACUAUUGGUCCUGAGAGGGGUAAAAGGUUCCAGUAUCAAAUCAAUAUCAUCUCGACAGAGGAGUGAUCAAGAUGGGUUGAACGGUUUUCGUUGCCAUUUUCUCACAAUGUUGAAUAUGAAUAUUUACUAUUAUUUUUCAUUAAUAUUGUGUUCUUCUAUUAAAUUAUUGUCGGCGAAUCAACGUGAUUGGCCAAAUCCGACUGUAUUUAAUAUCGGAGGGGUACUUAGCAGUAACGACAGCGAAAAGUAUUUUAAAGAAACUAUUGCUCACUUGAACUUCGAUUCGCAAUAUGUCCCGAAAGGCGUUACCUAUUAUCACACGGCCAUACUUAUGGAUCCAAAUCCUAUACGAACGGCUCUAAACGUUUGUAAAUAUUUAAUUUCUAGUAAGGUUUACGCAGUUGUAGUUUCCCAUCCUCUAAUCGGAGAUUUGUCACCAGCGGCUGUUUCGUAUACCAGUGGCUUCUAUCACAUACCCGUCAUCGGUAUAUCAUCUAGAGACUCAGCAUUUUCUGAUAAGAAUAUCCAUGUGUCAUUUUUGAGAACUGUGCCGCCAUAUUCUCACCAAGCAGAUGUUUGGGUGGAUAUGUUGAAACAUUUCAAAUAUAAAAAAGUUAUUUUUAUCCACAGUUCUGAUACUGAUGGAAGAGCAUUACUUGGACGUUUUCAAACAACUUCUCAAAGUUUAGAAGAUGAUGUCGAUAUUAAAGUUCAGGUAGAAUCAGUAAUAGAGUUUGAGUCAGGACUGGACAGUUUCAAAGAUCAACUUUUAGAACUAAAAAAUGCUCAAUCUAGAGUUUACUUAGUUUAUGCUAGUAAACAUGAUGCCAAGGUUAUAUUUAGGGACGCGUCUUUAUUUAAUAUGACCGACGCGGGGUACGCCUGGAUCGUAACAGAACAAGCUUUAGAAGCUGAUAAUAUACCUGAAGGUAUACUCGGUUUGAAAUUGGUGAAUGCUACGAAUGAAAAAGCUCACAUAAGGGAUAGUAUUUACGUGUUGGCGUCAGCUUUGCGCGAUAUGAAUCAAACCAAAGAAAUAACUGAAGCUCCUGAGGAUUGUGAUAAUUCAGGAUCGAUUUGGGAAACUGGUCGAGACUUGUUCAAUUUUAUAAGAAAACAAGUUUUGUUGAACGGCGAAACCGGAAAAGUCGCUUUCGACGACCAAGGCGAUAGGAUCAACGCCGAAUAUAACGUCGUUAACAUACAGAGGAAGAAGAAGAAAGUGGUGGUGGGGAAAUACUUUUUCAAUAAAGAAUUAGACAAAAUGAAUUUGAAAGUGGAUGAAAAUAGCAUCGUAUGGCCGGGCAGGCAGACGGAAAAACCCGAAGGGAUCGAAAUUCCCACGCAUUUAAAAGUUUUAACCAUAGAAGAGAAACCGUUCGUUUACGUGAGAAAAUUGCUCGAUCCUCAAGAAGCUUGUACCCCAGACGAGAUCGAAUGCCCCCAUUUUAACUCCACCGAAGACGUAUCUAAUAUCUAUUGCUGUAAGGGCUACUGUAUGGAUCUUCUGAAGGAACUGUCUAAAAAGAUCAAUUUCACUUAUAGUCUUGCGUUAUCUCCAGACGGUCAGUUUGGCAACUACGUUAUCCGUAAUGUAUCAGGAACUGGUAAAAAGGAAUGGACGGGCUUGAUAGGUGAACUUGUAGCCGAUCGAGCUGCUAUGAUUGUAGCUCCUUUAACAAUAAACCCAGAGCGAGCUGAAUUCAUCGAAUUCAGUAAACCGUUCAAAUACCAAGGAAUAACUAUAUUGGAAAAAAAGCCAUCGAGAUCAUCUACUUUAGUAUCAUUUUUGCAACCCUUUAGUAACACUUUGUGGAUCUUGGUGAUGAUUUCUGUACACGUAGUGGCUUUGGUCCUAUAUCUCUUAGACAGAUUUUCACCUUUCGGAAGGUUCAAAUUAGCUAACACUGACGGUACAGAAGAAGACGCUUUGAAUCUCUCCAGCGCGAUAUGGUUCGCUUGGGGGGUGCUUCUAAACAGCGGCAUUGGGGAAGGUACACCCAGAAGUUUCUCUGCGAGAGUAUUGGGAAUGGUUUGGGCAGGUUUUGCUAUGAUUAUAGUAGCUUCGUAUACAGCCAAUUUGGCAGCUUUUCUCGUUUUGGAAAGACCGAAGACGAAAUUGACUGGAAUAAACGACGCAAGGUUGAGGAACACAAUGGAGAAUUUAACUUGUGCUACCGUUAAAGGAUCGGCAGUUGACAUGUAUUUUAAGCGACAAGUCGAACUGUCAAACAUGUAUAGAACUAUGGAAGCCAAUAAUUACGAUACAGCCGAGAGCGCCAUUAAAGACGUCAAAAAUGGAAAAUUGAUGGCUUUUAUUUGGGACAGUUCCCGACUUGAAUUCGAAGCGGGUCAAGAUUGCGAACUGGUUACAGCCGGUGAGUUAUUUGGUAGAUCCGGUUAUGGUAUUGGAUUGCAAAAAGGAUCUCCUUGGUCUGACGACGUGACAUUAGCUAUAUUAGAUUUUCACGAAAGUGGAUUUAUGGAAAGUCUAGAUAACAAAUGGAUUUUCCAAGGUAAUUUUCAACAAUGCGAACAAUUCGAAAAAACUCCAAACACUUUGGGUCUUAAAAACAUGGCGGGAGUUUUCAUAUUAGUCGGUGCCGGUAUAGUGGGAGGAAUCGGUCUAAUUAUAAUCGAAAUGGCCUAUAAAAAACAUCAGAUUAAGAAACAGAAAAGAAUGGAACUAGCAAGACACGCAGCUGAUAAAUGGAGAGGAGCCGUUGAGAAACGUAAAACACUUCGAACGUCUGCUACAACAGUUCAACGACGUAUAAAAUCCAACGGGGUAAACGAGGCUGUAACAAUUUCCCACGUUUACGAUAAAUUUCAGCGUAAUCCUCCGUACUAUGGCGCCGAAAGGAAUUGGCCAGGUGAAUCUGACGUAAGACAGAGAAGAAUCGAUGACGGUGGUGGAGUGCAGCCGGUGCCGCGUUACUUGCCAUCUUACACGCAAGAUGUUUCGCACUUGAUUGUUUGAAAUUAAAGGGAAAAAUUGAAUAAAUUAUUACUUUUAUGUAUUAUGAUUAUUAUUCCAUUGAGCUGGAAGUAGAAAUAAUUCUUGUCAUUAAUACUUAUAUAACAAUGUUAUCAUUAUGUCAAUGUACUGUUGAAUUAAUAUUUGUCUAGGUAAUAAGUUCAAUAAAUGGAUGUAGUAGA
This is a messenger RNA of Diorhabda carinulata, 3362 nucleotides long. It is a transcript of the gene Nmdar1, whose product is annotated as glutamate [NMDA] receptor subunit 1. The transcript is spliced from 14 exons. Gene Ontology annotation, molecular function: NMDA glutamate receptor activity. NCBI's taxonomy places the organism in Eukaryota, Metazoa, Arthropoda, Insecta, Coleoptera, Chrysomelidae. Bases 310 to 3183 code for a protein of 957 amino acids. The record is from RefSeq and is a predicted model, not a curated record. Gene Ontology annotation, biological process: regulation of membrane potential; ionotropic glutamate receptor signaling pathway; monoatomic ion transport. Gene Ontology annotation, cellular component: NMDA selective glutamate receptor complex; synapse; neuron projection.